CUUCAGAAAACUUCUGGUUGGCACAAAUGGAUUGGAUGGAUCCUCUUUCCAUAUUUUUCCUGUUUGUCCUUACGAUCAUACUUCUUUUGAAAAUGGGGAGUUUCUGGAAUGGCAACUGGCAGAAGUUCCCCCCAGGACCGAGACCGUUCCCACUUAUUGGAAAUUUCCACCUUUUAGAUCUGAAGAGGCCUCACAGAACCAUGUUGGAGUUAUCCAAACAGUAUGGGUCUGUGUUCAGCAUUCAAAUGGGAUCCCGAAAAAUGGUUGUGCUGACAGGGUUUGAGACUGUAAAGGACGCUUUGGUGAACCAAGCUGACGCCUUUGCUGGGAGGCCUUUCCUCCCAAUGUUUGAAGAGUUUCUGAGGGGUUAUGGUAUUAUUUUUGCCCGCGGUGAGAACUGGAAAGUGAUGCGGCGGUUUACGUUAACCACUUUGCGGGACUAUGGAAUGGGCAAGAAGACCAUUGAAGACAGGAUUGUUGAGGAGUGUGGUUUCCUGAUAAAGAGAUUUGAAUCUUAUGAAGGAAAACCAUUUGAGAACAGUGCAGUUAUGAAUGGUGCCGUUUCCAAUAUCAUAGUAUCGAUAUUACUUGCCAAACGAUUUGAUUAUGAAGAUCCCAUAUUUCGAAGAUUGCUGAGCUUGAUCAAUGAAAACGUCCGGCUUCUUGGAAGCCCUUCAGUCACGCUGUACAACAUGUUUCCUGCUCUGGGCUUCCUUUUUGGGGCUCGUAAGACUCUCCUGAAUAACAGAGAUGAAUUGUACACCUUCAUAAAGGCCACCUUCAUAGAACACCUUAAGGAACUGGAUGCAAAUGACCAAAGAAAUUUGAUAGAUACAUUUCUUAUCCAGCAGCAAGAGGAAAAGAACAAGACUAAUGGGUUUUUCCACGAAGAAAACCUGAAGGCAUUGGUGGCUAACUUAUUUGGUGCUGGCACAGAGACCACUUCUACGACACUACGGUGGGGCCUGCUACUAAUGAUGAGGUACCCUGAAAUCCAGAAGAAAGUCCAGGAAGAAAUUGCACGGGUGAUUGGGUCAGUACAGCCACGGACAGAACACCGUACAAAAAUGCCAUACACCGACGCGGUAAUCCAUGAAGUUCAGAGGUUUGCUAACAUUAUCCCUACAAACGUGCCACACGCAACCACAAUGGACGUCACUUUUAAAGGCUACUUCAUUCCCAAGGGAACUUACGUCCUCCCAUUACUGUGCUCUGUGCUGGAAGACGAAACUCAGUGGGAGAAACCACAUAAAUUCUAUCCUGAACACUUUUUGGACUCUGAUGGAAAGUUUGUAAAGAGAGAUGCAUUCAUGCCUUUCUCUGCAGGUCGAAGAAUAUGUGCAGGGGAAACCCUUGCCAAAAUGGAGCUCUUCUUGUUCUUUACAAGUCUCCUGCAGAAAUUCACUUUCCAGCAGGCCCCUGGAAUGUCUAAAGAAGAACUGGACUUUACACCAUCCGUUGGAUUUACAGCACCGCCAGUACCUUACAAGUGCUGUGCCUUGUCACGGUCUUAAGGUUCAGUUCUCUCUGCCUU
Messenger RNA from Heteronotia binoei (common prickly gecko), 1534 nucleotides. Its product is annotated as cytochrome P450 2K4-like. The transcript is spliced from 9 exons. Gene Ontology annotation, cellular component: cytoplasm; intracellular membrane-bounded organelle. Bases 27 to 1514 code for a protein of 495 amino acids. NCBI's taxonomy places the organism in Eukaryota, Metazoa, Chordata, Lepidosauria, Squamata, Gekkonidae. The record is from RefSeq and is a predicted model, not a curated record. Gene Ontology annotation, biological process: xenobiotic metabolic process. Gene Ontology annotation, molecular function: iron ion binding; oxidoreductase activity, acting on paired donors, with incorporation or reduction of molecular oxygen, reduced flavin or flavoprotein as one donor, and incorporation of one atom of oxygen; heme binding.